UGCGUUACCAAAGGCCUAAAAGCCGAUCCAAAGGUAUCGAAUCCCGAAACGCCACAAAGCGGCCUUCCGACAAUCGCCAAACGCCAUAAUAACCCUAGAAAUUAAUUUCACCUCUCAUUUCGUUCCUAAAAACCCUGUGAUCGUUGCAUAUCUUUUCCCUCUAUCUACACACAGUCGCCUGGAUUUUCUUUCCACCUAUUCCAUUUCGUUAAUCGUUAUCCGUAUACGUCCCUUCUCGUUUACUCGUCGGCAUCCACCAAAACCCUAGCAAUUUAAACUUGCCCGAUAUCGUUGCUCAGGUAUUAGUUAGUGAGAUCUCAUCACUUCUUCAUCUUUAUUUUUAAGUUUUGCUUCGGCUCGAGUUUAUAUGCUGCAUUUUAUGGCCGGACUAGCUGACAGGCAAGGUCCACAUGAGUGGUUUAGAGGCCAUUGAAUGCGCUGCAAAAGGAAGGAAUGAGGAUAAGGAUUUCAAUUGGAUCAUUGAUAGCUUGCUGUCCUGGUUUUCAGUUGUGAUUGUUUCUAAUCUACGUAAAACUAAGGACUUGUCUCCGGAUAUCUUUCCACCUGUUUUCGAGCUUUGAUUUUUGUUAAUUGGAAAGCUUCUUAAGUUUGAUCUUUUAUGCGUCAUUUUCCUCCUGGAAGGCUACGAUAGAAUAUCACGAAAAGAGAUGGCCAUAACCAAACCUGAGGCUAUGAAGUCCUAUAUCUGGCUUCAAACAGCUGAUGGCUCUAUACAGCAAGUGGAGGAGGAGGUUGCCAUGUUCUGCCCUAUGAUAUGUCGAGAAAGAGUUCAGUCAGGCAUGGGAUCAUCCAAAAAAUUUGCUUUAUCUUUACCUGAGCGAGUAAAUCCAGCCGUUCUCAGCUUAAUACUUGAUUAUUGUCGGUUCCAUCAAGCUCCUGGGCGUUCAAACAAGGAGCGGAAAUCCUUUGAUGAAAAAUUUAUCAAGACUGAUACAAAGCAGUUAUGUGAGUUGGCAUCGGCAGCUGACAGUCUUCAGUUGAGGCCUUUGGUAGAUCUCACUAGUCGAGCGCUUGCCCGCAUUAUAGAAGGAAGAACACCUGAAGAGAUUCGUGAAAUAUUCCAUUUACCUGAUGAUCUUACAGAGGAGGAAAAAUUGGAGCCUUUAAGAAAUGCCACCAAUGAUCCCCGUAUCCGUUUAUUAAAUCGAUUAUAUGCAAAAAAGAGAAAAGAACUCAAGGAACGACAGAGAAUGAAGGAUGAUGAAGCUGAAGAUCAACAUGCGGAUGAACGUUCAGUUGACGAGCUAUUAUCUUUUAUAAAUGGAGGAGAUGGAGAUUCAAAGUUUAUCAGGUCUGCUAAAAAUAAAAAGAAAAACAGGAGAAGAAGAGACCUAUCAGAAGAGCCUUCUACAAAUGAACUCAGUAGUAAACAGAUGGAAUCAACAAGUCAUUCUGUGGGAUUCCAUGAGUCUGGUGCAGGUAUUUCUUCAAGUUCUGCUAGAAACUCAGAAAUGCAGUAUGAUUCUGAAGAUGCUUUCCCAGGAAAACUUGAGUUUGAUGAUGAUUAUGUUGAUGAUGAGCUAGACCCUGCAAUGAAGGAAGAACUUGACAGGGAAGUGGAGGAUUUUGCCCGAAGGUUGAAUUCUAAUUGGUUGUCGUCAAGUCAAGAAAGAAGGGUUAUUCCAAAUAUAACGAAUGGCAAUGGAUUGAUCCCAAGAUUUGAAGGGAAGUAGACACCACCAUACUAAGAUGUUGCGAGGAAGUACUACUCUACUCGAUCAGAGAGAUUUACGGCUUUUGCUACAUAUUCUUUCAGUUCAGUUGAAUGAGAGCCAUACAUUUUUCUUCAGCCUGGGAUCAAAAAUUUCACCUGUAGCUAUAAAUUUCGAGAUCCUGGAGCUAAAAAAGCCAGUGCCUGUGCCUCAGGAGCUGCUGACUUCAUAUUUCCCGUCCAAAAAUCAUUUCUUCGAAUUUUCUUGAUGUGAUAUGAAAAGCUCGAAAUUGGUAAUAACCAUCAGUGUUUUCAUCAGUCGCUCUUGUAAUAGCUUGUCAGGUUCUUUUUACAAAUUACCAUUUCUUUAUUGGUUUUCAAUGUCUACAUUCUUGUGUUGUUCUUGGUAACUUCUUAUAACCAUCGCUGCGAGCUGAGCAGUGUGAUGUACCCUUGUUGGAGCUAACAACCUUGUAAAAGAUCUGUUCAAAUUUGUUAAAUUCUUAUUCUUUUUUAUUUUUGAAAAUUUUAUAUUGGG
Dendrobium catenatum is the source of this 2210-nucleotide messenger RNA. Its product is annotated as SKP1-like protein 21. The transcript is spliced from 10 exons. Gene Ontology annotation, cellular component: nucleus; cytoplasm. The coding region runs from base 669 to 1694 and encodes 341 amino acids. Lineage: Eukaryota; Viridiplantae; Streptophyta; Magnoliopsida; Asparagales; Orchidaceae. Gene Ontology annotation, molecular function: cullin family protein binding. The record is from RefSeq and is a predicted model, not a curated record. Gene Ontology annotation, biological process: SCF-dependent proteasomal ubiquitin-dependent protein catabolic process.